Messenger RNA from Etheostoma spectabile (orangethroat darter), 2154 nucleotides. RefSeq names its product CCN family member 1. Gene Ontology annotation, cellular component: extracellular region. Gene Ontology annotation, biological process: positive regulation of cell differentiation; positive regulation of cell migration; cell adhesion. Gene Ontology annotation, molecular function: heparin binding; integrin binding. The coding region runs from base 181 to 1305 and encodes 374 amino acids. The record is from RefSeq and is a predicted model, not a curated record. NCBI's taxonomy places the organism in Eukaryota, Metazoa, Chordata, Actinopteri, Perciformes, Percidae. The transcript is spliced from 6 exons.
GGCUCAUCAGCGAGUAUAAAUCCGAUUUUAGACACUCAUCCUGGUAGAAAAACUAGGUCCAAAAAAAAGACUGAAACUCAGCGUGAAACUAAUAACGACCAGCAACCGUUCAGGGGAUUUUAGCUUGAGGAUAUAUUUUAUCUUUGUUUGUAUUUUUCUUAAACUUGUCAUAGGCUAAUCAUGGCAUUUCUGAUCUCCUUGACUCUACUGACAACAGCUGUCAUCACACAGGUGACUGCUAGCUGCCCAGCAGUGUGCAAGUGCCCUGACGAGCCCCUGGUUUGCCCUCCAGGAGUUAGCACUGUGCCAGAUGGAUGUGGGUGCUGCAAGGUGUGUGCUGCACAGCUUAACCAGGACUGCAGCACCACGAGGCCCUGCGACCACCACAAAGGGCUGGAGUGUAAUUACGGCAACGAUGUGACCACGGCCUGGGGCAUCUGUCGAGCAAAAUCAGAGGGACGCACAUGCGAGUACAACGGCAGGAUCUACCAGAAUGGCGAGAGCUUCCGUGCCGGCUGUAAACACCAGUGUACCUGCAUCGAUGGCGCUGUUGGCUGCACUCCUAUUUGCACCAACAAGCUGCCACCGGCCUCUCCAUCCUGCCUCUACCCACGGCUGGUCAAGAUACCCGGGCAGUGCUGCUUCAGUGUGGACUGCCAUAAGGGUACCUGGCGGCUGCCACCUAAGUAUCGGGUGCCUCCACUACAACAACACCUGCCCAGACGUCAGCACCAGCCUGAAAAAGAGCUGGCCAACCAGCUCCCCGACGCCAAGUCCAGCGGCUGGGAGAGGGAACAUGGCUACAAACACCUGUCUGUGUGGCACCAUCUGAAGGAGAAGAAGUGUCCAGUCCAGACCACUGACUGGUCCCACUGCUCCCGCAGCUGUGGGAUGGGAGUUUCUUCUCGCAUCACCAACAAGAACCCUCAGUGCAAGCUAGAGAGAGAGAUGAGGAUCUGUACCAUACGGCCAUGCCACGGCCUUACAGUCCCAGCCAAGAGAGGGAAGAAGUGCUCCCCGACCCAGAAAGCCCCCGAGCCUAUCCGCCUGUCCUACGGAGAAUGUGUGAGUCUUCGCCUCUACCGGCCCAACUACUGCGGUGUGUGUGCCGACGGUCAGUGCUGCUCGCCACGCCGCACACGCACUGUACCCGUGAGCUUUGUCUGCCCGGACGGCGAGCGUUUCCAGAGAUCAGCCAUGUUUAUCCAGUCGUGUAAAUGCAGCGAUGACUGCGGCCACCUUAAUGACGUGGCCCUCCCUCCACAGCAGUGGAUGUACGGAGAUACACACAAGUACAUAGACUGAGGAGCAUUUUUAUUUAAUUUUAAUAUGAUGAGGUCAACUUUGUUGACGCUUCAAGACUAGGGGCCAUUUUUCCCCAUCUGGCUCCAAAUGAGGGAAGGCCACAGGCACCCACCUGUCAAACAGCAAGGAGGACAGGCCACCUUUGUUUGAUCAUCAUCAUAAAAGCAACCCUACUUGUGAUAUUGUGUGACAGGAGUGGAUUGUACACUUGCACGCUCCUAAUCAAACAGACGUGGGACUGAAAUUAGAGCCCUGAAGCAACCCUGGACUUUUCAACUCUGGACUGACUGCUGGUUUGAGUGUGGAUGAAUUUUUUGAGGCCCUCAGACCAGCCUAAGAGAGGAAAUGCUACAAGAGCAACACAGCACUUUGUUUUUGCACAGACACUACUAUGACAGCAGUGCUUAAGGGUCACCUCACCUGCAACAAUAGCCUCAAAUACUGUGAUUUUGGAUGACUCCUUAUCCCACAAUGCACUGUAGCUACUCAGUGACAAGCAAAAUAUUUUUUUGCAGCUUUAUCUAGAAAGAUGUGGACUUUAUUAAAAAAUAUAUAUAUAAAAUCAGCACAGCAUGUUAUGUACCAACUGUUUUUUUGGCACGUUGACAUGAAUUUAUUCAAUUAUGACACAGUCAUAAUGAUAAGGAACACUAUCUGGAACUGACACAAGCGUUAAACUAGGACUGGACCAAUUUCUUGUUUGUGCAUUACAUGCAGCUUAGAAAAAUGUCUUACACAAUCAUGAACAUUUUUGGAUCACACUGUAUUCUGUAAAUAUAUUUUCCUUUAUUUGGAUCCAUGUUUCUAUUGUCACAUUAAUAUACUGUACUUCCAUGGAUGAAGACACUA